Messenger RNA from Pectinophora gossypiella (pink bollworm), 548 nucleotides. RefSeq names its product protein LLP homolog. The coding region runs from base 79 to 516 and encodes 145 amino acids. Gene Ontology annotation, molecular function: RNA binding. Gene Ontology annotation, biological process: dendrite extension. The record is from RefSeq and is a predicted model, not a curated record. Lineage: Eukaryota; Metazoa; Arthropoda; Insecta; Lepidoptera; Gelechiidae. Gene Ontology annotation, cellular component: nucleolus. The transcript has a single exon.
CUAUUGUUUAUUUUCUCUUUCCGCAAGUCGCGUGUUGUGGUGUGGACUGUGGCGUAAUAUUUCCAAAUUUUGUACACAAUGGCGAAAUCAAUCCGAAGCAAAUGGAAGCGCAAAUGCAGAGCCAUCAAACGCGAGCGGUAUGCCGUAAAAGAACUGGCCAGAUUGAAGAAGAUGCUGGGAAUAAAGGAGGAAGAUAAGAAGCCCGAAGAAAGUGAGGUUAUGGAGUCCGACCAAGUUAUUUUCUUAGACGCUGGUGAAAUUGCAAAGAAGAACGCUAAAAAGACUAAGAAGCAAAAGAUUAAGGAAGCAGAAGAGCAAGAGGACGUCGAAAUGAGCUCCGAUGACGAAAAAAUCGAAGUCGACGACGGUGACAAAGGCAAGAGAAUAUACAGCUCCAAAACGUUAAAAGAUCAAAACGGACAGUACCCCAUAUGGCUGCACAAGAGGAAAAUCGCGAAAAUGAAUAAGGUUACGAAAAAAGCCGCGAAGAAACGGUCAAAAAAGCGAAGGCGAUAGUGUUAAAGUAUCAUUACAAAUCUAUAGCAAAA